AGGAGUACUUUUGCUUCUGCCCUUCUCUAACUUUCCUUGUCGCUCUUCCCUCUCUCAAUUCCCUUAAUUUCCAGUCUAUCAUCAGAUGUUGUGAUUGUCACUUUUAUCUUCCACAGGUUCUAUAAUCCAAGAUGUCUGUAAAGAGCUGGAAUAACACAAGGAUGUCAUCUUCACCCAGACUUAUUCCUAAGUGGGAGGACUUGAAACUCCUCAUAAAUAAUAUCCAGAAGGAUAUAAAGGCUGAUGGAAAACCAAAGAAUGAUGUGGUCGUACUGAGUGACUGGCCUGAGACUCUAUACCAGGAGCCUCACCAUCCCCAGAGCAAGCCUUUCAUCUGCUUCUACUCCAUGAAUGUCAACUAUUUUGUCUCCUUAAACUGGGUGGAACCGAGUUCAAAACAAAUGCAGGCAGUACUUUGGGUACAGAAAAAAGAUGGAGAAAUGGAAGGAAAGAUAGAGAAGAUGAAGUUUCAUGUGAUGGAUCAAGUGCCACCCAUCAAAGCAAUGGUCCACACAGGGUCCUACCAUAUGUUAAUUGCUUACUGUGGCGACAUGCGCCUGUGGCUCUUCGAAGAUCACCAUCGAGCAUUCACAUCUCUGGGUACAGUGCCCUGUCGUUUCUCCAUCAGCUGCCUCUGCUACGACUCAGAAACUGAGAUGCUGCUCUCUGGUACCUUAGGGGCCGUGGUUACCUGGUUUAUCUUACCAAACGGCCAGGGGCUCCAGAUGGCACAAACAGUGCCCAUGCCUGGCCGUGAGCUUGUGCAGGGCUUUUCCCUGAAUGGCCCCCAGGGCUCCCUCCUGGCUCUUUGUGAGAAUAAGGUGAGGGUCUUCACUCACCAGGGUCAGGGCCGGCUGGAAGAGGUAAAGAAGUUCACUCCCGUAGCCAGUGGCUCCUCCAUCACCUGCUCAUUCACUUGUGUCUCUCAGGGCUAUUUCUAUGCUGGAAACAGGGAUGGAGAGAUCCAUGCUUGGGGUCUAGACCGGGGUAACUUCCUCCACAGUUUCCAGGCCCAUUCCUCAUCAGUGAUAUAUGUCCAUAGCCGGCCAGAGACCCACACCUUACUAACAGCGGGCAGUGAGGGCGUAGUGAGGGAAUGGAAUCUUGCCUUUGGAAACUUGCUGCGGCAGCUGGAUAUCGAUGAGGAUCUGCAGCAACUGCAGUUUAUUGAUAACACCACUUUUUUCUGCCAGACUACCCAUACUUUCUCAUUGCACCAUCUGCCCUACUUUUAUAGCCUCUUCAAUGUCUGUGGUUCUGCUCCCCAGCAGGUGCAGCGGGUCUGCUGCGGCCAUAAUUGGACUCGAAUCCUGUGUGCCACUAAGGAUGGUUUGCUGCGCUUCUUGUCUCCAGUAACAGGAGAUCUCCUGGUUAUCACCUGGCCUCUACUUGUCAUGGAUCAGGCUGUGGCUUGGGCCUAUGACCCAGACAGAGAGGAGCUCUUUGUGGCAACAGACAGUUCAGAGGUGCUGGUGUUUGAUGCAACACGCUCUCCUUGCACAGCCAAGUAUCUUGUGUGCACUUCUGUAAACCCUGGGGAUAGAGUAAGAUGCCUGGCCUAUGGGCAGUCCUGUUUGGGCAAGGGCCUAGGAGGAUUGAUGUUCUGUGGGCAUGAGAGUGGCAUUGUGAGAAUCCUCUCCCACUAUAGCUGUGCCCGAACGGAGACGACUGUUCACUCUGGGGCUGUAUUGGUGUUGUCUACCCUGGAAGGUCCCCAGGAGAACUCCUUGCUCUGUUCCUAUGGCACGGAUAACGUCAUCCACCUGACAGAAGCUGUGCUUCAGAACAAGGUAAUCCUGCAGCCUGUCAGCAAAAUUCUCUGUAGCUGUCCCCUAAAACAUGUGAUACUCUUGCCGGGUUCUGUGGGGGCGAUCACUGAGAAUCACUGCUGGCGUCUCUGGCACUACCAAGAUUUUCUGACAUCUUCAGAAUCAAAACAAAGCUCUAUGUUGAAAGAGACAAAAUGCCUGCAUGAGUGUGCCAUCAGUUCAUUUGAUGUCUGCCUUUCCUUGAAACUUUUUGUCACGGGGGGCAUUGAUGGCUCAGUCCGGAUCUGGGACUUCCAUGGUAGACUCAUAACUGAGUUGGACUCAGCAUUGCAUUUUGGCCCACUCUGCUUUGCCAAUAAUCGGGGUGAUCUGCUUUUGACUUUCAACCAGAGUCUUUACCUGGUAUCCUGCUUAAAAUUGCUCCAUCCAGUUCAGCUGAUUCACCUCACUAUCCUAAACAGUGCUGAUGAAAUACAAGAAGUCCCUAAACUGUUCCUGCCUAGCUUCUUCUUUUCUUUUGAAACAGUAUUUGUACCCAAAUUUGUCUACCUUGGACAAGGGCUGCAGGAAUUACAGGGACUAGAGGCCCUUGUUAACAAGCGAGUCAUUGCCUUCGACAAUACUGUGCCCCAUGUUGUAGAGGAAGAAAGAUUUAUGUCCUCUGUGAUUACAGAGGGACCCAAACUGCAUUUUUUGGAGGAUAAGGAUGUUGAUUUUUCUACUCUUGACCCCAAACAUAAUCGUCCCCUACAUGUGGUUCCUGCUCAGUUACGGCUGGCUGGCUGGGAUGGAUUGAACCCCUACCAUAUAUUACAGUGCUUCUUUGGUCAUGGACGGCAAUGGCCCUUUGCUCCUGAUGGCUACAUCCCCAACUCAGUGAUCCGUGCCCGCCUUUGGCCUGAGGGUACCCCAAUCUUCCUACGCUGUGAUAUGUACCCAUCCUACCAAGAUAAGGACUGGGACAUGACUGAACUGUCACCUAGGACUCUAGUAGAAGAGAAAAUCUCAAUGAGUAAACGGGAGAAUAAACCCAAGCAGUGGAAACGAACUUUCUUAGAUGUUCUUGUAAGCAUGACAAACCGAAAUUGGAUGGUAAGAAACUUAGAUGAAGGACGUAUAAAUAAUUUAAUCGAGGCCAUCCUCAACCUCACAAUUUGCUGUUCUGUAGAGCAAUACAAGAAAUAUAUUCAUGUCUUGGCACAAAUUUUUGCCACUUAUCAAGUGUCUGCAAAGUUGCGCUCUGAGGCUGCCUGUCGCCUCCUUGAAGAUACAACCUAUUACAAUCCAUGGAUCCGUGAGCUAGCCUGGGAGGGGCUAGAAAGGCUAGGCCUCAUGAGCCAUCUCUUUGCUAUUCCCCUGGCUAUGGGAUUGAUGGACAGUGAUGAAAAUGUGCGGACUAAGGCCUUAUACCUUAUGAUAAGAGUCACAGGCAUCCAAACUAAGACCAUGCUGGUAGGCCUGCUCAAGAAACAAGACACUCUCCAGGAAAUGCAGCAGCAAUUUAUUGGAGAAGCCUCUCUGGACCAGCUUCUGGGGAUUCAAGCUAAAGAUAUCCAGUUCCUCCUUACUCACGUGGAGCGGCGGUUAAAUGAAAACCUGACCUUGUCAAGUAGAGACCAACCAGUUACUUUUUCUUUAGAUAUAUCAAGGGGUGGUGAACUUGAGGCCCUUGCUGAAGAAACACUCAUACCUUUGUCAGAACCUGAAAGGAUCACUAAGCCGAGGAAGAGAAUGACACGUGUUCAAGCAAGGAGCAGAAAUCUUAGUAUGUAUGGGGUAAUAUGUGGCACCCCAUACCCCAUGGUUGAAAAGGAUCUGAAAGUUUCCAGGAAGCAGAGACAGACAGAAUUUGUAAAGUUUAGCCCUGUGUUGGUGCCUUCGGAAGAUGAAGUUGAACAAAGAGACGCCAAGAAAUCAGGGCAAAUUGACACCCAGGAUGUUGCCUUAGAACCAGAGCCAACACUAAGUACUUUCAGCCCAGUCGGAUCCCAAAAGGACGUUGAAUCACAGGAGGUCAUGUUGGAGGCCACAGAAGCCAUGGAAGCCACAGAAGCCAUGGAAGCCACAGAAGCCAUGGAAGCCACAGAAGCCCUGGAGGUCACAGAGGUUAUGAAGGCCGUAGAUCAACAUGGCAUGAAAGACUAUGGCGAGGUGAUCCCUAAGCUGGAAAGACAAGAAUACAUGAAAAGGCUUUGGAAAAGGGCCAUGAAAAAAAGCCUCAAAAAAGCAGAUGUGAAAUUGAAAGAGAAAAAAUAUUCAAAGGAUAUUUCCGAGACAACUGUAGAAGAGCCCAAAGAAGAAGUCAUACAAGUUACUGAGCAAGAAAAAGAUAUAGGGAAGAAACCUAAAAAGAGUGCCCGUGGUUUGGCUGGGACCCCUGGACGCAUAGGUAGAACAGACACUAGGUCUUGGCGGGAUGACAUUUGCUACCUUGUCACCUCAAGGAUAGCAAGUUCCCAUCCAGGAAUGUUAAGGGAUCUGGGUCAAGAAUUGGUGGACUUGGCUCAGGUGAUGCUUGCUUCCCGACAGCCCAGCUGGGAUCUCUUCCAAGAGAUCUGCCCCUAUUUAAAGGACUCAUCAGAAUUGGAUGACAGAGUGGUGGAAGAGCCACCUGUCAUGACAGAAAAAGUGGUUAAAGAGGUCAAGGAAGAAGGGACAGUAGGAUUGAGAGAACAAGGGGGUAAAACAAUAUUAAAGAAGGGCAAGGCAUUUUCUCAAGUAGUCAAGAAAAAGAAAGUUGCUUUCUUAGAAGAUCACCUAGUCUUAGAGAAAAGGAAAUUUAAAAAAAGAGUAAAAGAGCUGGCCAUGCAAGAAGGGAAAAUAGCUGAGGAAGAAAGGAAACUGAGGAAGCCAGAGAGGAAAUUAAUGCAGAGAAAGGAGAAACUGACCAAGGAUAAGAAGAAACUGACCCAUCAAAAAGAAAAAAUAGCUUUGGAAGAAGAAAUACUGGCUUCCCCACAAAACAAAUUAACCAAAAAAUUAGGCCUAAGAGAAAAGAAACGGACUAGAAGAAAGGGGAGACUUCUAGGGAAAAGAAAGCAAGUGACUUUGAAAGAGGGGAAGACAACCCCAGAAAGGAGGAAGUGGGACUGGGAGCAGAUUAUGCUGGCCCACGAAGAAGGCAUGUGGGCCCAGGAAGAGAGGUUGCCUGUCUGGGAAGAGAGGAAGUUGUCCCAGGAAGAGGAGGAGCUCGAGCAACUAGCCCAACAAGAGGAGAAACAUGCCCAGAAAGAGAGAAUAUGGAGUGUGAAAGAGGAAAAAAAGAGUGAGCAAAAAAAACAAUGGGCCUGGGAAAAAGAGGAAUUGUCCCUAGAAGAUGAGGAACAAGCUGGUGAUAUGGAGAAAAAGUCCCAGGAAAAAGAGCAAAGGACAUUGGAGAAAAGACUGAUCCAGGAAGAUAGUAAACUCACCAAGGAAGACAGGCAUAUUGCUAAGAAAGAAAAGGCAAUAGCCAGGGAGGGAAUUGGCAUAACUAAGAGAAAGAAAAAAAUAACCCAAGAAAAGAAAGAAAUUAUGAAGGAAGAGGGCAAACUGUCCCAGGAAGAGAGGAAAUUGGCCUAUGACAUUAGGACCAAAGAGACAGGUGUUGCCAAGAAAAAAAAGAAAAGAACCAAAGAGGAGAGAAUACAGGCAAUGAGGAAACUGGAUAUGGAAAAGGGUAUUAGUUCUGAAGAAAAAGAGGCUAGUUCCAGGGAAAAAGAUACAAAGAAGAAAGAGAGUCACCUGUUGAGGAUCCUGGCUAAAACAAUUAGAGAAUUCAGUACAGUGCCAUUGGAAGAAAUAGAAAUACCUGAGAAAGAGAGAUCAUCCACUAUGGGAAGGAGUGAAAUUGAUGACCAGAGGGGGGAUUUUUUUAAGGAACAGGUGGAAAUAACCAAAGAAGAGAAGGAACUAGCUCAGAAAGAGAGAAAACUAGAAUAUGAUAGACUGGCUACCAGAGAGAGAACACUGACUGAUGAAGAGAGCCUGGAGGAGGACCAAAGGUUAUUAGAGAAGGUCCAGGAAAAGAUGCUAUUAGAUAAAAUCCAGGUAGAGAGUUUGUUAAAGGAGGUCCAGGAGCAAAAUCUGUUAGGAAAAAAGCAGCUAAAGAAGCUUCUGAAGAGAACUGAGAAUAAACCAGAAAAGACCCAGGCAAAGUGGUUAUUAGAGAAUAUCAGAGAUACAAUGUUUGAGAGCUUAUCUGAAAGCUUGACUGAGAAGGAAACAAAGGAAGUUCUGAAGAGCCCCUUCAAAAUACCACUCCCAGUAGCCCUGGGAAAAAAAGAGGGAAUGCCCCUGAAAGUGUUAGGGGAUCAUCUGGAUUUGGAAGGACAGGAAAGUCAACUUCUUGGGGCACGCCCCAUGACAAGUUCAUGGGGAAGACAGGAGGCUAUGCUCUUGGAGAAAGCCAGGGGUGUGUUUUCACAAGUCAUGGAAACAGACUUAGAGACUCAGUUCCCGGAAGGCCUCCACAGGCCAGAGUCCCACUUACCUGAUACCAUGAAACCACAAAAACUUGAACACAGGCCCAGAGGUGGCAGGGGGAAGUGGUUCUUGACAUAUCAGGAUUCUCUGAUGGGGAAAAUUGAGGACCAAGCCCCAGCCCCAGCCCCAUCCCCAUCCCUUACCUCUAUGCCGGCCAAAAGUCCAUGCUACUCAGAAGCAAGCGUCUCAGAUGAGGACUGGAUUAAUAAUGCCUUAAUAAGGCUGGAAGCAGGAGAACAACUUUCCAGGGACAGUUUCCAUAGACUGAGCCAGCUCCUUAGACACUUCACUUCAAAGGGAUACUUGAAAGGGAUGAAUCUGUCCAAUCUUAAAGCCAUUGCUAAACACCUCAGGCAGAACCUAGAGGUAAGUCACACAGAUAUAUCACAAACCUAUAAGGAUGUUUUGAGUCCAGUGCACUUAAAAGUGAUCCCUCCAAUUGGAAGAAAAGAAGAAGGGAGCUGGCUAGAGCCAUUCCCUAUCCCUGAACCAGUGUUCCCAUCCACUACCAAGAGGACUCAAACCCCCCAAGCUAUAAAUUGGCAUCUUUUAGGAGAGCCUCACAGGAGUGCGCGGGCACAGCAGAUAUCCAAUGCUCUCAAAGACAUGAGAACGCAACACUUUUAUCCUGACACAAGAGACAUUUUCACAGGUGCCCAUGCCUCUGUGGACAAACAAACUCUAGCACUGGUGUUCCAGAAGGAUCUCAGGGCUUUUAAGGGUAAAGGCAGGCCCCUCAAGUUGCCCCAGUUGGAGAAGAAGGCACAGCCCAUCUCUAAAAAAAAGGAAGAGGUGCCCCAAUGGGAGACAUUUGUGGCACUGUACCAUGUUUUGCGGAUAUUACAGGAGCGAUAUGCAAAAGACAGUGCUGCUUGGAUGGAACAGUUCUACCACCUCAUGGACCUGUACCAACUUAAGUCGCCCCGAAUCCAGAAGCUGCUACUAGAGUUGCUGCAGAGAAAGGAACUCCAACCCCAAGAGACCAUCUACAAAAAGGCCCUGAAAACCAAGGAGCUGGUACUUGGUGAGCGGUUAUUCUGUGGCCUGUUUUGUGGUGAUUCCCAUGCCCCUGCAGGUCGCCUCAAGUUCCAGGAUGUUGUACCCCUGCCUGGGCAGAACAAGGUGCAUACUAUCCAGCCUGUGGGCAUCGCCCAGUAUGGGUUCCUAGAACUUGCCUGGAAAAGCCUACCGCAAGUCAAUCCUUACCUUAUCGAGAGGCUGCCCAACAUCCCUACUCCUCCUCUCUGA
Messenger RNA from Ceratotherium simum simum (southern white rhinoceros), 7481 nucleotides. Lineage: Eukaryota; Metazoa; Chordata; Mammalia; Perissodactyla; Rhinocerotidae. The record is from RefSeq and is a predicted model, not a curated record.